This is a messenger RNA of Macadamia integrifolia, 2073 nucleotides long. Its product is annotated as G-box-binding factor 1-like. Gene Ontology annotation, cellular component: nucleus. Bases 608 to 1909 code for a protein of 433 amino acids. Gene Ontology annotation, molecular function: sequence-specific DNA binding; DNA-binding transcription factor activity. Gene Ontology annotation, biological process: regulation of DNA-templated transcription. The record is from RefSeq and is a predicted model, not a curated record. The transcript is spliced from 12 exons. NCBI's taxonomy places the organism in Eukaryota, Viridiplantae, Streptophyta, Magnoliopsida, Proteales, Proteaceae.
ACCUUUGUCUCCAUCUCCUCCCGGUCUCUCUGUCUCUCUCUGUCCGGUACUCCGGCCUCUGAACCGUCGUGUUCUGAAACUAUAAUGCAAGAACAAAUCUCAUUUUAAUGAACCAUUUUAAUAGUAAGACGCGAAGGAAAUCUGCACAGGUUCACAGCUAGUGUAUAGUGUCGGCCGCUGUGCUUACCUCCAGAAACUGGGACUCACUCUCUGGCUCUACUGUCUGUCCAACCUGGACUUCCACCUCACUCCUUUGUUUCUUUUCACGCCAUGAAAACGGGUCACUCUCUCUGUUCUUGAUUCUUGGAGCUGGAUUUAUCUGUCGUGUACAUUCACUAGUGUUUUUUUCUUUCUCUUGUUUUUGAUUGUCUCCGUGGGAGUAGGGUGGGGGUGGAGUGGGGAGGGGGUGAGAGGGUGGUUGUAAAUGGCACCUUCCUGCUCCCUCCCUUGCAGCUUUUCAACUUUUCAAUGGAAUUGAGUUUGUGAUGCUUAUAUCAGCUCUCCUAUGGUUUAUCAGAUGUGUUUCUUGAAAUCUUUGAUGAUCGAGGAGAUCUGCUGAUAAAAUAUUGUGUCUAAAGAGGCUAGAAGUGUUGUGCUACGGAGAAAAAUGGGCUCGGGGGAUGAAAAUACACAUGCUAGGCCCUCAAAACCAACUGCUUCAACUCAGGAGACACCUACAACGCCUUUGUAUCCUAAUUGGUCAAGUCCUUUGCAGGUUUCUGAUGAAAAUGCAUACUAUGGUCUUGGUGCUACUACACGUCCCUUUUUCACCUCACCUGUUUCUUCUUCUCCAACUCCCCAUCCUUAUCUUUGGGGAAGUCAGCAUGUAAUACCACCAUAUGGUACUCCACUUCCAUAUCCUGCUCUAUAUCCUCAUGGAGGACUUUACGCUCAUCCUAACAUGGCUAUGUCUCAGGGUGCACCACCAACAGCUGCAGAGGUGGAAGGAAAUGCCCCUGAUGGAAAAGACCGGACUUCAACGAAGAAAUCAAAUGAAAGUUUGGGAAAUACUGGUGGCAAGCCUAGAGAAAGAGGGAAGGCUGCUUCUGGUUCUGAAAACGAUGGUCCUUCAUCAAGUAGUGCUGAAAGUGGAAGUGAUGGUACAUCAGCUGCAAGUGAUCAGAAUACUAACCAGCAAGAGCUUACUGGGAAGAAGAAGAGGAGCUUCGACCAGAUGCUUGCAGAUGGUGCAAACGCACAGAACGCCAACACGGCUCAAUACAGUGGUGCAGCUGUUGAAUCAUCUUUCAGUGCAAGGGAGCAACCGGCUACAAAUGUCCAAGUUUCGGUGCCAGGAAAGUCUGUGGUAGCUAUACCUGCAACUAAUUUGAACAUAGGAAUGGACCUUUGGAAUACAUCCUCUGGAGGUGUGCCCAUGAAGACUGGAUCAAAUGCAUCUGGUGUCUCACCAGCGGUGGCUCCAGCACCAGUGGUUGGACGGGAGGGGUUUGUAGCUGAACACCUCUGGAUUCAAGAUGAACGUGAACUGAAGAAGCAGAGGAGAAAGCAAUCUAAUCGGGAAUCAGCUAGAAGGUCAAGAUUACGUAAACAGGCUGAAUGUGAAGAGCUACAAUCGAAGGUGGAGGCACUGUCGAAUGAAAAUAAUGCACUCAAAGAUGAGCUGAAAAGGCUUGCUGAGGAAUGCACAAAGCUGACAUCUGAAAAUAGUUCCAUAAUGGAGGAGCUGACUCGUUUGUACGGACCAGAUGUUGUGGCUAAUCUAGAAACUAAAUUUAUGAAGACGGUUAUCAAUUCUGUACACGGUGGAGGCGGCGAUGUACAAGAUACUUCAAGGGGAGGUGGCUCAGUUUCUUGUCAGAAGGAAGGGAAUUUCUUUUACUCUAGUGGGAAGCUUGAUUCAGGUUCUAAUAAACAUGAGACAAUCCUUUUUUAUAGUACUAAUUUAUAGAGCCUUAACCCUUCUCUGUUCGACGGACUGACUUGACUUAGUAUUUAGCAUCUUGUCAAAUCCAGGAAACUAUGUAUAUGUACAUUGUUGUAAAAUCAAACUGGGGAUUAGAAGUUUUACUGUUAUGGACUAAUGGUUAUGUGAUAAGAUUCCUUUCUUUUGAA